AUGUCCAGCAGCCCCCUGCCCGGCCCCGCCGACCUCCUCCUGGCCGCCCCGUCGGGGGCCUUCCCGGGGGACGCCUCGUCUUCCUCCUCCUCCUCCUCCUCCUCCUCGGUCCCGCGCGGGGUCCCGCCGUCGCAGGGCGGCAUGAAGCCGAACCAGGUGGGCCAGGUGAUCCUCUACGGCAUCCCGAUCGUCUCGCUGGUGAUCGACGGGCAGGAGCGGCUGUGCCUGGCGCAGAUCUCGAACACGCUGCUGAAGAGCUUCAGCUACAACGAGAUCCACAACCGUCGGGUGGCGCUGGGCAUCACGUGCGUGCAGUGCACCCCGGUGCAGCUGGAGAUCCUGCGGCGGGCCGGGGCCAUGCCCAUCUCGUCGCGGCGCUGCGGGAUGAUCACCAAGCGGGAGGCCGAGCGGCUGUGCAAGUCCUUCCUGGGCGAGAACCGCCCGCCCAAGCUGCCCGACAACUUCGCCUUCGACGUGUCGCACGAGUGCGCCUGGGGCUGCCGCGGGAGCUUCAUCCCGGCCCGCUACAACAGCUCGCGGGCCAAGUGCAUCAAGUGCAGCUACUGCAGCAUGUACUUCUCGCCCAACAAGUUCAUCUUCCACUCCCACCGCACCCCCGACGCCAAGUACACACAGCCCGACGCCGCCAACUUCAACUCCUGGCGGCGCCACCUCAAGCUGACCGACAAGGCCCCGCAGGACGAGCUGGUCUUCGCCUGGGAGGACGUCAAGGCCAUGUUCAACGGCGGCAGCCGCAAGAGGGCCCUCCCGUCCCACCCCUCGCACCACCACCAGGGCUCGGGCGGCGGAGGGGGCGCCGCGGGGCACUGCCACCCGCUGGGCGCCGUCAAGGCGGCCGUGGUGGGCGUCGGGGGAGGCCUCCUCGGCCCCCACCUCCUGGGGGGCCCGCCGCCCCCUCCCCCUCCUCCUCCUCCUCUGCCCACCUGCCCCGCGAAAGGAGCGAGCAGCGGGGGGAACAGCCCGACUCAACACCAUCCAUCAGCCGAGGAGCAGCCGCAGCCCCCUUACAAAGAUAUUCAGAAGAACAAGGAAGGGCCCCAGGUCGUCGUAUCCGCGAAGGAAGACACUUUCGCAGAUAAGAAUAAGGAGCACAGCUUUUUCAUCACGGAGGCCGACCACCCGGGAGGCGAUUUCUGGAGGAACAUAGCAGGCGAACCCAUACAGGAAACCAGUUCACCUCAUUCUCUGAAGAAAGAUGUCGAAAACAUGGGCAAAGAAGAACUCCAGAAGGUCUUGUUUGAGCAGAUAGAUCUGAGAAGAAGGUUGGAGCAGGAGUUCCAGGUCCUAAAAGGCACCGCGUCCUUCCCGGUUUUCAAUAACUUUCAAGACCAGAUGAAGCGGGAACUGGCCUACAGAGAAGAAAUGGUUCAGCAAUUACAGAUCAUCCCCUAUGCAGCAAGCUUGAUCAGGAAAGAGAAACUGGGCACGCAUCUCAGCAAAAGCUAA
Gekko japonicus is the source of this 1467-nucleotide messenger RNA. Its product is annotated as SKI family transcriptional corepressor 2-like. The transcript has 8 exons. Gene Ontology annotation, molecular function: RNA polymerase II cis-regulatory region sequence-specific DNA binding; SMAD binding; DNA-binding transcription factor activity, RNA polymerase II-specific. NCBI's taxonomy places the organism in Eukaryota, Metazoa, Chordata, Lepidosauria, Squamata, Gekkonidae. Gene Ontology annotation, cellular component: transcription regulator complex; nucleus. Gene Ontology annotation, biological process: negative regulation of transcription by RNA polymerase II; negative regulation of BMP signaling pathway. The record is from RefSeq and is a predicted model, not a curated record. The coding region runs from base 1 to 1467 and encodes 488 amino acids.